Messenger RNA from Triticum aestivum (bread wheat), 1889 nucleotides. RefSeq names its product putative F-box/LRR-repeat protein At5g02930. The transcript is spliced from 2 exons. Lineage: Eukaryota; Viridiplantae; Streptophyta; Magnoliopsida; Poales; Poaceae. The coding region runs from base 226 to 1284 and encodes 352 amino acids. Gene Ontology annotation, molecular function: protein binding. The record is from RefSeq and is a predicted model, not a curated record.
UACUAUUUCGGAGUUGGGACUGAGCUCUGCUCACUGCUCGCGUCCAACAAGAGGUGCCCCCCAAAUCCACUCACGCACGCACAAAUCCAGCACCAUCCAAGCAAGCAAGUGCCAAAUCCAAUCGGGACUAGCGGCGGCGGCAUCCACCGGAGCAGGGGGCCUGCCCGCGCGGCGGUGGUGGCUUCCCCUGUUCCUCCCUUUCAGGUCCACGGGCCGGGCCGCGCGAUGGAGGUGGGCGGUGGAGCGCCGGAGGAGCCGCGGCCUCGGAGUCGGAGCAGGAGGCAGCCCCACCGCCUCCGUGGCGCAUACAAGCGGCUGCUUCUGCUUCUAUCUAGGGUUUCAGUCGGCCUCCGAAUCCAGUCGCACAAAAAAAAGCUCAACAUCGACCAAGGUGAGGACAGAAUCAGCGCGCUCCCGGACCAUCUCCUCCUCGGAAUCCUCGAGCGCCUCGACCUGCGCGACGCGGUACGCGCCGGCGCAGCCUCGAGGAGGUGGAGGCACCUCCCCCACCGGCUCUCGCGCCUGCACCUCGACGUCCGCCACUUCCACGGCGCCUUUCCGGCCGCGAUCAUGGAGGAGUUCACGGCCGCGACGUGCAGGUUACUGUCUCCGCCGGCCGAGCGCGAGUGCGCUCUCAAGACCCUCGUCCUCGACUUUUUCCCUGUGUCGGACGACCUGAGCACCCUCGGACGCGCCGUCGAGGACCUUGUCACCCACGGCGAGACUGAAUGUCUUGAAUUUCACAUAUGCUCGCCGUACGAGAUCACCACUGGCCCGCAGCGUGCCGAGCUGCGGCAGCGGUUCAUGUCCUUCUCCCGUGCCUGCCCCGUCGCCUUCGGGUGGCUCACCAAGUUAACUCUCAGUGACCUCGCGUUUCGACAUUCUCAAGUCACCGACCUCAUCGCCUCUUGCGAUAGGCUCAAGCACCUUGCCCUGAGUUUCUGCUCGCUGGACCACUCGCCGCUCAAGAUUGACGCCCCGCACUCUGGGAUCCAGGAGCUCGAGUUCAUCAAUUUUGCAUGCACACGGAUCGAGCUCGUCUCUGUCCCUAAGCUUAGGAAAGUGUGCUGCCUAUCUUGGCUCUGCAAGAACCCCCCGGUGCGCUUCGGCUAUGUUCCAGAGCUUAAUGAUAUAAGUCUCCGUCCUCUUGACAAGGCAUGGCAUGCGCCAUUUGCUUUGAGCGAGUGCCUGCCAAGGAGCGCCAGGAAUCUGUCUAAUUUGUGUCUUGUUUUUUUUUUUUUGAAACGAGGCAAAGACUUGCCAUUUUCAUUGAUUAAGGAGUGAGAAUUGUCCGGUUAAUUGACGGAAAACCGGGCUAAAACCAAUACAAUCCAAUCCAUAUAACAUGGGUACCACCGGCCAACCUGGCCACCGACAUGGGAUCACGGAGCUACAAAGAUAGCUGCACCGAAAACAUGACGGCACAUGCCAACAGAAGGCCACACGUGUCUUGGUUUUGGCUCCCAAAUGGUAUGUUAAAUUAAUUUCGUCGUGCGUGCCACAUGAAUUUUUCUUCUCCGUCUAAAUAUUGCACGUUUCUCUUCUUCUCUAACUAUUUCACCUCUCUACUUGUGUUCCUCUUCUUGCUGUAGAUUUGGAUUCAGCCGGAGCAUUCGAAGCACCUCACUGCCACGCUCCGCAACUUGACUUCUGUGGUGCUUCUCGGUAUCUUUCCUGAGUGUGAUCUGAGCUGGACCCUGUUUAUCCUUGAAGCUGCACCUGCCCUGCAGAAUAUCGGUUUGUCUCGAGUUCGACAUCCAUGUUUCAACAUACCCAAGGACAGUGCUGAGGAGGCCACCGUGGUGUGGGAAUCAUCCAAGGAUUUGAAGCACCUGAACUUGAAGUGGCUCCAGAUAAUUGGGUUCGAGGAGGAAGACAAGGUGAUAAAC